Molecule: messenger RNA, 711 nt
Organism: Aspergillus brunneoviolaceus CBS 621.78
Lineage: Eukaryota; Fungi; Ascomycota; Eurotiomycetes; Eurotiales; Aspergillaceae
Product: DUF3632 domain-containing protein
Exons: 5
Coding region: 1-711 (236 amino acids)
Source: RefSeq, a predicted model, not a curated record
AUGUUCCCGAAGCUGGACCCCGAAUGCUGUGAAAUGCCGUGGGAGGUGCUUACUCGCACAAUUAAGCCCUUCAUCGGCGCCGUUGAGCGUUUCCCCGAGCACUGCGACCGAUUUGUGGAGUUUCUCAUCGCCCUGAAUGAGCUCCCCAACUGCGAUGGAGAGUUCAAAUGGCUGGAGGGGUUCUCCAUGCAUCUGUGCGAGUUCACUUACGACUAUGUGCAUCACUGCUUCAACACGACCACCCGCGAGACCGAGCGACAACGCUUCCUGAACGCGAAUGUCUUCACCGUUAAAUUCUACCAGCGUCUGCCCCGCCCCAACCGCUUCGGGUUUCUGAUCAAUCACGGCGCGUGGGUGCUACGCAGAACCUUGGAGCACGCCCCCUUUGAGAAAUGCCAUCAUCCGCACAUCGAGAACACCAUCCAAGAUUGUGACGAGGACGAGGAGGACUUCUACAACAUGAAGCGCGACGAGGCGCUCGAGAUUAUCGACGAGAUCUAUGGGAAGCAGGGGUCCCUGGGACGGGAGAUCCGGGCCUAUGAUAAGUGGCAGGGGUCGGAGGGCUGGUCGAAGGAGCGCUGGGCAUUCUGGAAGGAGAGGUUUAUCUGGAUAUCUACGGUUACGGCCUUGGAUCGGAAGACGAGACGCAUUGCAAAGGAUGUGGUCGAACUGAUGGGCAGGGUUGAGCAGGGGGACGAUGGGGUACUGUGA